GCCUAUGCAGCGCUCUGUUCACAACACUUUCAGCUCUCCUGGAGCAGCGUGAUAAGUCUGUUAACUCAUUAACACCUCCAGCUUACAGGAGACUUGGCUUCCAGCCCCUUCAGCAGCUCCAGGCUCCCCGUUCCAGGAAGUUUUUUCUGCAGUUUCUGUUUUGGUUUCUUUUCCUGCUGAGCCAGGAAAAGGUGGCAGCUCCCACCAUGAAGCUGCUGAAGGCUGCUGUGAUUUUUGUUCUUGCGCCCACUCUGUCACCGGCUUUUGACCCUCUCAGCGCUUCGGUGGUUGCGGGAGGCGCUCUCAUGGCUUGGCACCUCUUGUCCUCCGACUCCUGGCUCAGGUGCCGCUUCCAGGAGUGCUGCAAAAGGAACAGCACUGUGAAUUUCACGGCGCUGAAGGCGCAGCUGGACAACAGGCUCUUCGGGCAGCACCUGGCCAAGGACGUGGUGCUGAAGGCGGUGCUGGGCUUCAGCAACAACCCCAGCCCCAAGAAGCCGCUGAUGCUGUCGCUGCACGGCUGGGCCGGCACCGGCAAGAAUUACCUCAGCCAGAUCCUGGCGGAGCAGGUGCACCCCGCCGGCCUGCGCAGCAAGUUCGUGCAUCUCUUCCUGGCCACCCUGCACUUCCCCCACCACGACCAGGUCAAGCUGUACAAGGAACAGCUGCAGAACUGGAUUCGAGGCAAUGUCAGUGCCUGUCCCUCCUCUGUCUUCAUUUUUGAUGAGAUGGACAAAAUGCAUCCAGGAGUCAUUGAUGCCAUCAAGCCCUUCUUAGACUAUUAUGAGGAGGUUGAUGGGGUGUCUUACAGGAAAGCCAUCUUCAUCUUCCUCAGCAAUGCAGGUGGUGAUUUAAUUAACAAAGCAGCUCUUGACUUCUGGGCAAGUGGAAAGCGCAGGGAAGAUAUUCAGCUGAAAGACCUGGAGCCCUUGCUCUCUAUAGGAGUCUUCAACAACAAGAAUAGUGGGCUGUGGCACAGCAGCAUCAUUGACAGGAACCUGAUUGAUUACUUUGUCCCUUUCCUGCCCCUGGAGCAAAGGCACGUGAAGAUGUGUGUGAGGGCUGAAAUGGCAGCCCGUGGCUAUGCUGUGGAUGAGAAGAUUGUUCAGGAGGUGGCAGAUGAGAUGACCUAUUUCCCCAAGGAGCAGAGGAUCUACUCUGAUAAAGGCUGCAAGACUGUGCAGGCCAAGCUGGAUAUUCAUGAAGACUUUGUGAUGAGAGAUACGAACACCAGGGCUUGAUUUCCACUCUGUCUCCACAGCACUUUUGGAGCUUUUGGAAAUCUGUGUAUUUGCACUUACACUUUUUUACUGUUGCAGGGAGUAUGGUGAAAAUACCAGAGUGAGCUGUGUGGGCUUUGUAGCUUGUGUGUUU
This is a messenger RNA of Zonotrichia leucophrys gambelii, 1374 nucleotides long. RefSeq names its product torsin-1B-like. Gene Ontology annotation, molecular function: ATP binding; ATP hydrolysis activity; kinesin binding. The record is from RefSeq and is a predicted model, not a curated record. NCBI's taxonomy places the organism in Eukaryota, Metazoa, Chordata, Aves, Passeriformes, Passerellidae. The transcript is spliced from 5 exons. Gene Ontology annotation, cellular component: nuclear envelope; endoplasmic reticulum lumen; endoplasmic reticulum. Bases 207 to 1241 code for a protein of 344 amino acids. Gene Ontology annotation, biological process: nuclear membrane organization; protein localization to nucleus.